Messenger RNA from Mixia osmundae IAM 14324, 3288 nucleotides. RefSeq lists its product as uncharacterized. Bases 1 to 3288 code for a protein of 1095 amino acids. Gene Ontology annotation, cellular component: nucleus. The record is from RefSeq and is a predicted model, not a curated record. The transcript has 2 exons. Gene Ontology annotation, molecular function: ATP binding; mismatched DNA binding; ATP-dependent DNA damage sensor activity. Gene Ontology annotation, biological process: mitotic recombination; mismatch repair. Lineage: Eukaryota; Fungi; Basidiomycota; Mixiomycetes; Mixiales; Mixiaceae.
AUGGCAUCGCCGCACUUCGGCAAGAAGCGUGCUGCCUCCGUAACGCUCAUAUCGAGCGACGAAGAUGACGCAUCCCCUGCAAAGGCUGCAAAGCUCGAACCAGAUUCGGGCGAGCACGACGAACUUCAGAGGCUCUCGCCCCGCGCAAGCACCAGCAGAGCGACGAGUACGGCUCCAACGAAGCAGUUGACUCUCAAGACUGCUUUUGCGCCCGUCGCGAGUACUUCGGCAGCAGCAAAUAAAGUUCGAGCCGAGGAGACGAGAGCUGCAGAUGCCAAAGUCCAGGAGCACAUCAGAGGACGGCUGUCCGGCUGGAAAUACGGCCCUACAUCGGUCGACUCCCAGAUCGACGAGGUAGCAAGCUCUACUCGGGAUGUGGACUCUGAUCCAGCCAGUCUAAAGGCGCGCGCGCGUCAAAGAGCCGCGGUCAGGCGCAGACUCACACAGCGACCUGUCCAUGCACUGUCGCCAAGUAACACGCCCGAGACAGAGCCCAUGCAAGCUGAAGCUGACUCAGAGGAGGAAGGACAAGUCGAUGAUUCCUUCGCACGCGAGCUUGCGUCGUUCAAGUCAGCGUAUGCUGCCCCGAAGCGAUCCAAUGGGAAAGGCAAAGCAGCGGCAAAAGAGUACACGCCGCUCGAGCAGCAGUGGCUCGAUCUCAAGGCUGCCAACAAAGACACUGUACUCGCUUUCGAAGUAGGCUACAAGAUACAAUUCUGGAACGAAGAUGCUCUGAUAGCGAGCAAGAUCUUACACAUUGCCAAUUUCCAAGGUGGCAAGUUCAAUAGCGCCAUGGUCCCCACACAUCGGCUGAUGCUACACGUCAAGCGGCUCGUCAUGGCGGGCUACAAGGUCGGCAUCGUUCGUCAGGUCGAAACUGCCGCGCUCAAGAAGGUUGGGUCAACGCGGAAUCAGCUGUUCAAGCGACAGAUAACCGAGCGCUACACCUUGUCUACUUGGGUCGAUGAAUUAGAUAGCUCGGAGCUCUCGAGCGAGCAAGGUCGUGCAUCGACUAUCGUUGUAGUGCUCGAAGAUGGCAUGACACGAACUGAUGGAAAGACUGCUUUCGCUGUCUGCUCGGUUACACCCGGAACAGGCGAGAUUAUUUGGGACAGCUUUGACGAUGACCACCUGCGGCACGCACUCGAAACGAGAUUGAUGCAUCUAGCGCCAGGCGAAGUCAUCGUGCCCAUCGAAAAGCUGAGCAGCCAGACAGAGUCCGUCAUUGCCACGCUCGUCAACAAUCGCGAGGCGAGCCAGCCGAGAGGUCGAAUCGAUCGAGUGGCCCUCAUGAGCACGUCAAAACACGUCGAAAAGCUCAUGGAAUUCUAUGAGCAGCCAAAGGAUGUCAUAGAUCUCGACGGUGACCAUGUCGAGCCGAUCAUCAGUAUGGAAAUCAUCAAAGCACUGCCAGAGACCGUCAAAGUUGCAUUGAGCGUACUGAUUGAUCAGUGCGCGCUCUUCUUCCUGCAGAAUAUCUUUCUACGACCCAAGAGCUUCCUACCUUUCGGUCGACGGGCGCACAUGACCCUGACCGGCCAGACACUUCGAAAUCUGGAGAUAUUUCAGAACCAGACGGAUGGCUCGGCGAAAGGGACUUUGUGGUCGGCGCUCGACUCGACGCAGACUGUCUUUGGGCGCCGCAUGCUCAAACAUUGGCUAGCAGCGCCUCUGAUCGAUCCGCAAGCCCUCCAGGAGCGUCUCAAGGCUGUCACUGAGAUCCUAACAAGCUCUUCAUUUGUCAUAGGUAAGCUACGUACUGUCCUGACAGGUCUGCCAGAUCUCGAGCGUGGAUUAUGCCGUGUCCACUAUCGCAAGAUCACUCUGCCAGAGCUAUCAAAGAUGCUCUCUGCUCUGAGUCGUGUGUCAGGCGAGCUGCAGUCGAUGGCGAACCCUUCGGCUGGAGAAGCAGUCCGGUCGCCUCUUCUCAAGCGCGCUAUCAAUACUGUCGCGCAGUCUCGCUCGAUGAUUGAGCGUUUCUUGAACCUGCUCAAUCUGCCGGCUUGUCAAGAAAGCCGGAAGGAGAGCAUGUUCAAGGAUGUCGAAGCUCGCGCGCCCGCCGUCUUUGAUGCUCAAGACGUCAUAAGCACAAUCGAAUUCGAGCUCGACCAACACCUUGCCGAGCUCCGCAAACUGCUCAAGAAGCCUAGAUUGAAGUAUAUCGAUGUUCAUCUGGAGAAGUAUCUGAUUGAGAUCAGUCGAAGCGAUGCCGCUAGUAUACCGGCAGACUGGAUCCGGAUCAAUGGCACGAACACCAACUAUCGCUACCGUUCACCGAGAAUGACUGAAUUGCUGGCCGAACGCGCACAGAGCAUCGAGCGCCGUGAUCUCGCUGCAACAGAGGCAUGUCACACUUAUCUGGACGAGCUCGGCGGCGAAUAUGUCACUUUCAGAGCCGUCAUCAGAACCUUAGCGGAGCUCGAUUGCCUGCUCUCGCUGGCGCGCACGAGCAGUCAACCCGGUUACUGCAAGCCCGUUCUGCAAGACAAUGAUACUGUGACUCUGCAUGUCACGGGCGGUCGUCAUCCUGUCAUUGAGCGCAUCUUGUCGGAUCCAUUUGUCGCCAAUGACGUAUCGAUGGACGAUCAGCAAGGCAUGCGGACGAUGCUCUUGACAGGCUCGAACAUGUCCGGAAAGUCCUCUUUCGCGCGCAUGUGUGCUCUGCUCGUCAUCCUCGCGCAGAUCGGCUGCUAUGUGCCGGCUUCGUCGAUGAGGCUCAGCAUCUUUGACAAUAUACUCACACGAAUGGGUGCUGCCGAUGACAUCCUUCAUGGACGAUCGACGUUCAUGGUAGAGAUGUCAGAAAGCGCCGAUAUCGUCAGGUCUGCCACGUCAAGAAGCUUCGUCUUGUUGGACGAGCUCGGUCGGGGCACGUCGGAUGUCGACGGUCGCAUUCUCGCUUAUGCAAUCCUGCGGUAUUUGCAUGCUCAUCGAAAGGGUCUCAUCAUCUUCGUGACGCACUUUCACUCGCUCGUCAGUGAGCUCUGCUCAGAGUUCCCUCAGGAUGCGGCGUCAUAUCACAUGCAGGUUCUUGAGACCUCUGGCAGCUCGAGCGAGAGGAUUGUGUUCCUCUACAAGCUAGCUGCCGGUCUUGCGUCGCGCUCCCAUGGCAUCCACGUCGGCAAAAUCGCCGGUCUACCGGAUCGCCUGCUCGAGCGAGCGUACGAAAAGAGCGCGAUAGCCAAGCAAGCUGACCAGGCACGACUGCUACGGUCUGCUUCGAAUCUGCUCGCCAGCUUUGCUCAGGGUAGUUUCGAAGCUGACCAAGCCAGGUUGCUGUGUUUGUGA